This is a messenger RNA of Striga hermonthica, 627 nucleotides long. The record is from the annotation of a GenBank genome assembly. NCBI's taxonomy places the organism in Eukaryota, Viridiplantae, Streptophyta, Magnoliopsida, Lamiales, Orobanchaceae.
AUGGCUUCAAGCGUAUCGAGGUUCAUGAAGUGCGUGACUGUGGGCGAUGGCGCGGUUGGCAAGACCUGUAUGCUUAUCUGCUAUACCAGCAACAAGUUCCCCACUGACUAUAUACCAACUGUGUUUGACAACUUCAGUGCAAAUGUGGUGGUUGAAGGAACAACAGUCAACUUAGGCCUUUGGGACACAGCAGGUCAAGAAGAUUACAACAGGCUAAGGCCCUUGAGCUACCGAGGAGCUGAUGUAUUUGUUUUGGCGUUUUCGUUAGUUAGUCGAGCUAGCUAUGAGAACAUACUUAAAAAGUGGAUCCAUGAACUUCAGCACUUUGCUCCUGGAAUUCCUUUGGUACUCGUUGGCACCAAACUAGAUCUUCGUGAGGAUAAGCACUAUUUGGCUGAUCAUCCUGGAUUAGUUCCUGUUUCCACAAUCCAGGGAGAGGAACUCUGCAAACAAAUCGGCGCCUCAUGCUACAUUGAAUGCAGCUCCAAAACUCAACAGAAUGUAAAAGCAGUUUUUGAUGCUGCUAUCAGGGUAGUGAUCAAGCCCCCACAAAGCCAACGGGAGAAGAAAAAGCCGCGGAGCGGGUGUUUCGGGAACAUGUUCUGUAGAAGAAAGUGCUUGGAAUGA